Messenger RNA from Solea senegalensis (Senegalese sole), 2777 nucleotides. RefSeq names its product agouti-related protein-like. Gene Ontology annotation, cellular component: extracellular region. Gene Ontology annotation, molecular function: neuropeptide hormone activity; type 1 melanocortin receptor binding. Lineage: Eukaryota; Metazoa; Chordata; Actinopteri; Pleuronectiformes; Soleidae. The transcript has 3 exons. Gene Ontology annotation, biological process: adult feeding behavior; positive regulation of feeding behavior; hormone-mediated signaling pathway. The coding region runs from base 165 to 587 and encodes 140 amino acids. The record is from RefSeq and is a predicted model, not a curated record.
GAGACAGAGAAGAAGACAUAACAUCAAGUCAAAAGCCUGGAUUUAGCGGGGGACACGCGCGCCGCCGCAGCUGUCAACUCAACACGCGCCUUUCCCACGUCGGCCUCAUCAAGAGAGGGAUACAGAAAAGUGUGCGUGAGAGGGAGACGCAGGGCAGAGUCAGGAUGAAGCUGGCUAUCUUCUUUUUGGUUGUUCUUCAUGUGGCCUUCAUCAAUGGCGCCCUCUUCGCCCGCAGCGCUCCUCAACGCGCUUACAACAACUUACCAAGCAGCGACAAAGGGGAUCGAGCCACUGCUGGCACAGGGACUUUAAUCUACGGCAGACAGAGGCCACUGUUCGCGAGGAGAGGACAGUAUGAGCGACAGAGUGUGCCGCAGAAGUUCAGAGUGAGUCAUGCUUCUCCAAUUAUCCGUCCUCCGCCUCCUAAAGUGACUCCCAAACCUGUGAAGCCCACGUGCUCUCAGCUUGCACAAAGCUGUUUACCGCUCUCCGGCUGCUGUGACCCACAUACCUCGUGCCACUGUCGCUUCUUCAACGCGAUCUGCUUCUGCCGUAAAACAAACUUGCAACACGAGAAGAAAUCAUAAAAAAAAAGAUAAUAAUGAAAAUUAUUAUCAUUAUUAUUAUUAUUAUUAUCAAAAAAAAAAAAAAUAAAAAAGGUCCAAGGAAAGUGGGAGAGUUUGGAUGUUUGGUGAAGAAAGGCUGAUGAUGCCUUUUGCCUUUGGACUAAAAAACAAACUGCUUAUUACUGUGUCACUGGCAAAGUAAUAUAAAAGCAUGUAAGUGAAGUAAAUUUGACAGUUUCGAGGCUUUGGUUAUUAUAUGCUUUUGCUUCUGUGUGAAGAGAUUUGCUUCUGUGUGAUUCUUAAUUGUCUGCAAUGUUUGUAUUCAGUCAUAUGUACAUAUGCAUGUAUACAUAUCAUUCAUUUUUCAUGAAUCAUCCCUUUUUCAUGAAUGUAUUACAUUGUUAAGCUUGUGCCACGGUCCUGGAGAAAAAAAAAAUUCAAUGAAGUUUUAAAGGACCAGUGCAAAGAAUUAUGGGCGAUCAAUUAGUGGAAAAGUAAUGUCAUAUUUGUUAAUAUUUUGCAAUUCGUGCAUAAUUACGUGGAACCAAGAAUCUUUUUGUGACCUAAAAUCAGAAUCAGAAGCCCUCUAUUAGUGCACGUUAGGUUACAAAAUGUCCCAUAACAGACAAACGAAGCACUGACUCCAGAGAGGACAUUUUUAUGCUGCAUGAAGGCCACUGUAUAGGUUCUCCUACGUGUUUGGAAGAGGAAGGUGAUGUGGAGUGUUUAUGUCAAACUUUAAGUUUGGCACCAGGGUCGUUUUUGUUUCCUCACAUUAAAUUCAUGAGAAAACACAACUUGUUUUCUCCUCCAGAAAAUUAAAAAGAGGAGGCAAAGCUUUGAUUGGCUUUUCCAACAUACCAAUACCAACAUUUCAACUUGAGCAGGUGUGGGAAUAACACAUUAUUUGUUUUGGAUGAUCUACAUGUAAUCUCAGAGUGCUUUAAAAUCACUUUGUGUUAUUUAUCCAGUGUGAACAAGCUUAAGGGUCAGCGUAAUCGUGUAGUUCUAGUCUCCAACUUCUCCACUAGAUGCCACUAAAUCCUACACACUGAGCCUGUAAUGUGCUGUGUCUAUGCGCAUGUGUGCAUUCAUUCAUGUGAAAGUAAGAGGGUUUCUUCAGCUUUGUUGACUGAGAUGAAUUGGUUCGUGGCAGAAAGUGUGGCUCCUCACACAGAGAUCCUCAGUAGUUAGCUGUAGGCAGGUGGACUCACUUGAGUUAAGAUGUUUCAUUGUUCAUCCAAGAGGAGUCUUCAGUUCUUGUGACUGGAAUUGUCUGGACAUUUAGCCUCUGAAUUGGAAGAAACGUGAAAUGUCUUCAACUUAACUCAAGAAAGUCUACAGCUAACUACUGUACAUGAUUAUGACCUGGAUGGCUGAGAACCUUCCCAGAUAUGCACAGAAAUGUCUGUAGAUUUAAAAUAAAAAGGUCAAUGUGGAGCUUUUUAGCAAAUCGAUAAAAUAUGUUAAAUUAUUAAUGCUGAAAAGUGUUUUGCAGGAGAAUUUUUUUUUAUUUUUUAUUUAUGACUCAUUCACACAAAUAUGUUGUAGCACCAUCCUGAGGUCAUGUUCUCUGAUCAUAAAUCUUAAAAUCACAUGUAUGGUUAAAGCAAUAUUUCAAGAAAAGUAGUUGUACUUUUUGUCAAUGAAAAGCAAGUUUCACCGUUAGUGCCUCCUAGUGGUCGAUUUGAAUGAAACUCUGCUGUAUUUGAAUUUAGAUGAGGAUGUGCAAACUCAUGUUUUGGCCCAGUGAUUGACGAGGGUUCACUAGAAGAUGAAUAUGAAGGCUUUUAGGAAACUGGAGAACAAUUUUAGUGCAAUAACCCGAAUGAGCAAAGAAGCAGUCAUGCUUUCAAUUUGUGCAACUUGUGAUUUUGCUGCACAAACAAGAUUAGCAGUGAAAGUUAAGUGAGAGGGGAAAAAAAAGGAUUUUGGCACCUCCGAGACAAAGACACAUUCAAACACACACACUACAGCCCCAUGAACAGAGAUAAACACGCUGCUGGGGUUUUUUUUUUCCUUUUAUCCACUGCCUCACAAAAGCAAAAAGCACUUUCAUCUCUGCAUUCUCUCAAGCAAUUAUUUCAUAUAAAUGCACAGGGUGUUAUCCUGGUGAUGGAAUCUUCUCCCCACUUCACAGUAGUAAGGGCCUUACACUCCGCCAUGUUCUUUAAUAUAAUCUGUAAAUAAAUAGUAUGGAAAAUCCAUUCA